AUGUUUUUUACAUAUGUUGUUCGUCCCGGGGAAGCCCCAGAAGGUCGUGGACCACAGUUUGAGCCAUUUUGGGAUUUUUUCAUGAACUUUAAUUUGCGUAUUGGAUUUCUAAUUCAAUUUAUUUCGUACAUCUUGUUAGUAUGCUCUAUAACAUUAAUAGGAAAAAAUCCAUUAGGAAUUUUAAAUUUUUUAAGGGCAUUACCUGGGAGUGUUGGCAAUGCACCAAUGUCUUUGGUCCUUUUUAGCAUUGGAGGAUUUGUAUUAGGAACUCUUCUUAUUAUGUCAUUUUUGCAACUAACUGAAGAUGACAGCAGUAUUAAGCAGUCCAGAGGUUACAGAGCAGGGACGAAAUUUUUGUUGCAAGCCACAUCUAUGGGAACCGUGUCGUGGAGUUUAUCACUGAUUUGUCUAAUGGCCUCUUCAUACUAUUUUGAUGACCCAUGGAUGGAAGAAAAAAUUGGUGCAGGCUCUUCAUGGAUUUUAUAUUUUAGCUCAAGAUUAAUUGACGCAUUUUGUUUAUUUUUGUAUGGAUCUGGAUGUUUCUUUUUAGAAGUGUAUCAUUCAGAAGGUGCAGGAGAAGCUUGGGGAUGGAUAUGUGGAACUUGUUUUAUUGUAACAUCUUUUGUUGAAGUGUUAGCCUUAACAUUGUUUAAUAGUGCCAUGUUUGCAUCCUUAGAUUGGUUUUAUUGUGUCUUUCUAGGAAUGAGUCUUUUUUUUAGUGUCGUUUGGGGAUUGUUAUUUGAACCCAUAAGUCACAGAUAUGAUGUGAAAUUAACACAAAGUGCAAUGAGAAAUGAAUACUACAAAUCUAGAAAUGCAAUGGCUUAUUAUGGCCCGGCAGUUGUAACGGCAAAUGGAGAGCUUGACAUUGAAGCUUCUGCUGAAAAUGUAACCUCAUGUAAACAGUGCUAA
Plasmodium gonderi is the source of this 912-nucleotide messenger RNA. RefSeq names its product glideosome associated protein with multiple membrane spans 1. The transcript is spliced from 3 exons. NCBI's taxonomy places the organism in Eukaryota, Apicomplexa, Aconoidasida, Haemosporida, Plasmodiidae. The record is from RefSeq and is a predicted model, not a curated record. Bases 1 to 912 code for a protein of 303 amino acids.